This is a messenger RNA of Gasterosteus aculeatus aculeatus (three-spined stickleback), 2301 nucleotides long. It is a transcript of the gene orc2, whose product is annotated as origin recognition complex, subunit 2. Gene Ontology annotation, molecular function: DNA replication origin binding. The record is from RefSeq and is a predicted model, not a curated record. Gene Ontology annotation, biological process: DNA replication. Gene Ontology annotation, cellular component: nuclear origin of replication recognition complex; nucleus. Lineage: Eukaryota; Metazoa; Chordata; Actinopteri; Perciformes; Gasterosteidae.
GUUUUCCACAGAGGUCAAGUGGUCAGGAAAAGAAUCGUUUUUGUUGACUAUUCGAUUCCAGUCAGCCUCAAGCGGGCAGGUCGUGUUAAGUGCAUUCUGGGAAAUGUGGUUGUGUUGUAGCUUACGUUCUGAUUGGCCGCCGUAUGACCUUUCACUUGACACGUGGUUUAAAAACUUCAGGCGAAUGGCGCGGGAAGUUGUCACAACGCGCAGCGUUGCGUUCAGCUCAUAAACGUGUUUGUUUGCACUUCCGUCGUGCGACACGGACUCCCGGUCUGGUAAGUUGUAGUCCUUCGGGUCAGCGUCCAGUGCGCGGCGGCUGACGUCGCGUUAUCGUGAUGAGUUGGACGAACAGGGCGGGUCGCUUUUAGCUGCCGGGGGCCGCCGGCACAUCGCGUGCUGUAGCUCCCUGUGGUCAUCAUGAGCGUGUUGGAGGUGAAGUUCAUCGGUGAUGGAGACGCUCUGCAGCACAUCGUGGAUAAACAGGAGGGUGUGCAGAGCAACAGUGGGUCUGUUCAGAAGAUGGUAACCUUCAAGAGUCCAGCAGGACGACGAGCCAAAGAGGACGCAGGACACGAUGGGGCUGAAGAUGAAGUCCUCGAUGAGCAGGACUAUGUCCAAGCUCUAGGAGCAGGCAAUGCAGAAGAAGAUGAAGAUGGCAUAUACAGAGUGGCGGGUUCCUCCAUUUUUACCUUUAAAAAAGCCAAACGUGGACACAGCAUGGCCCUGACUGCGAGCGAAUUGGCACGGACUCCUGGGAAAGGUGUGACCUGCAGCACGGCCUCCGGCAUUGAACCCUCGACUCCAACCCGGAGGGGCCGCAACCUCAGAGGUGGAAGCAGGACGCCACAGAAGAGCAGGAAGGUUCAGUUUGUCUCCACGACACCCCACAGGCUGAGGAAGAGAAUGACAACUCCCAGCUUACGGUCAGACAGCGAUAGUGAGCUGUCGCCCUCCGACUCUGAGGAGGAGGAGGAGGAGGAGGAGGAGGAUGAGACGAAAGAAAAGAAGGAAAACCAGGAGAACUUGAAGACCCUGAAAACACCCCGUAAAGGUUCAUCUGCCGCGCUCUACAAGACUCCUGCCAAGAAAAGCAAGUCCACAUCUGAAGCCCUCAAUCAGCCUGGUAUGGUUGAGGAGUAUUUUGAAGCCCACGGCAGUUCGAAGGUCUUAACCUCAGACCGCACACUGGCACGUUUACACACCCCUAAACUCGACAGGGAGACUUUGGUGCAGCUUCUAGAGGGAAAACCGUCCUGCUGCUCCGAAGAGAUCCAGCAGCUCCACAGCAAACACCAAAAGCACUUCAGCAAGUGGAUGUUACAGUUACAGUUGGGAUUCAGCGUGCUGGUCUACGGUUUGGGAAGCAAAAAGUCUCUGCUGGAGGACUUCCGUCUGUCUCACUUGGCUCAGGAAAUCCACCUGGUGGUCAACGGAUUCUUCCCUUCCAUCACGCUUAAAUCAAUUUUAAAUGCCCUGACAUGUGAGGUUCUAGAGCAUCAGGGAAGUUUCCGGACCCCCUCAGACCAGAUCCAGUACAUCGCUGAGACCUUUAAAGACCGCCCGGAUCUCCACGUGUACCUGCUGAUCUACAACAUCGACGGACCAAUGCUGCGAGCAGAGAAGACCCAGAGUGCACUGGGGCAGCUGGCGUCGCUGCCCAACCUGCACUUGGUGGCGUCGUUAGACCACAUUAACGCUCCGAUGGUGUGGGACCAGUUUAAGCAGAGCCAGUUUAACUGGUUGUGGUGGGAGUGCGUGACUUUCCAGCACUACACGGAGGAAACGUCUUACGAAAACUCUCUGCUGGUGCAGCAGACCGGCGCGCUCGCUCUGUCCUCCCUUACUCACGUGCUACGCAGCUUGACUUCCAACGCAAGAGGAAUUUUCCAACUGUUGGUUAAAUUUCAGCUGGAAAACAAAGAUAACCCUUCAUACACAGGAUUGUCAUUCCAAGAUUUCUACCAGCGAUGUCGAGAGGCGUUCUUGGUGAACUCUGACCUCACACUGAGGACUCAGCUGACUGAGUUCAGAGACCACAAACUGAUCAGGACCCGGAAGGGUGCGGACGGAGUGGAGUACUUGGUCAUUGCUGUGGAUGCAAGCACUUUGAUGGACUUCCUGGAGAACGAAGCGGGCAACUGAGACUUGUACUGCUCGCACUUGGUCCACUAACAGCCAGCUGAGGCGACUGGUUGAAUCGGUCACUGCUCUUAACGGCCGGUGACCUCUGAAGAUGAAGACAGGCACCGCACAAUUUUGAAUAAAUGGUUUGAACUAUAACUAGUGGUCAAAUGUUUU